This is a messenger RNA of Episyrphus balteatus (marmalade hoverfly), 465 nucleotides long. RefSeq names its product general odorant-binding protein 56a-like. The transcript is spliced from 2 exons. Gene Ontology annotation, molecular function: odorant binding. Bases 26 to 421 code for a protein of 131 amino acids. Gene Ontology annotation, biological process: sensory perception of smell. The record is from RefSeq and is a predicted model, not a curated record. NCBI's taxonomy places the organism in Eukaryota, Metazoa, Arthropoda, Insecta, Diptera, Syrphidae.
UAUUUCAAUUAAGACAGUACUUCACAUGAAAUUGAAAUUAUUAAAAAUGAAAUUCUUAAUUAUUGUUGCUGUAAUCUUUCUGGUUGAUGUUGUUUUGGCUCUUGAAGAUUGCAACACUAAGUUCAACUUAACCGAUGAAGAAAUAACCAAGCUGAAACGUGCUCAAUUUACUGAUCCUAGUGAAGAUAUAAAAUGUUUGAUAGAAUGUGAAAUGGAAGAGGCUGGAUUGAUUAAAAAUGGAGAACUCCAAGAAGAUGUUGUUAUUGAAAAAUUUGGCAAAGAAAAUGCCAACAAAAUUAUUGAAUCUUGUCGUUAUGAAAAAGGAUCUAAAAAUUGUGAUACUGCCUUCCGUUUGCACAAUUGUUUCACACGGACUCGCAGACGUGCGGCUUUGCUUGAUGUGUUAAGCAGGAAGGUUUGAUCUUGGAAUAAAAGUGAUGAUAAAUAAAGCCGUUAAAAAUUUAA